Trichomycterus rosablanca is the source of this 1286-nucleotide messenger RNA. It is a transcript of the gene henmt1, whose product is annotated as HEN methyltransferase 1. Gene Ontology annotation, cellular component: cytoplasm; nucleus. The coding region runs from base 1 to 1170 and encodes 389 amino acids. The transcript has 6 exons. The record is from RefSeq and is a predicted model, not a curated record. Gene Ontology annotation, molecular function: RNA methyltransferase activity; O-methyltransferase activity. Gene Ontology annotation, biological process: piRNA processing; siRNA processing; RNA methylation. Lineage: Eukaryota; Metazoa; Chordata; Actinopteri; Siluriformes; Trichomycteridae.
AUGAAUAGCUUUUUCUCUCCUCCUUUAUACAUGCAGCGUUAUCAGUUUGUAAUCGAGUUCGUUAAAAAGUUCGAACCAAGGAAGGUGAUGGACCUGGGCUGCUCUGACUGUAGACUGUUAAAGAAACUUAAAUUUCAUCGGAAUGGUGUUGAGUUACUGGUAGGAGUGGACAUCGACUGCAGAACCAUCAAACAAGCAAUGCAUGGACUGGCUCCACUCUCUUCAGACUACCUAAAGCCCAGUACUAGACCUCUGACAAUUGAGCUCUACCAUGGCUCUGUCACUGAGAGAGAACCGUGCACCAGAGGGUUUGACCUUGUCACAUGCAUUGAACUCGUGGAGCACCUUCAGAUUUGCGACGUGGACAGAUUUUCAGAAGUUGUGUUUGGAUACAUGGAGCCGAAUGCUGUGAUCAUAAGCAUGCCGAAUGUUGAGUUUAAUUCCUUAUUACCAGGACUGUCAGGUUUCAGACACAAAGACCACAAGUUUGAGUGGACUAGAGCAGAAUUUCAGACAUGGGCACUUAGAGUUUGUAUGCAAUAUGGCUACUCUGUUGAGUUUACUGGAGUAGGAGAAGCUCCAGGUCAGGACGAAGAUGUUGGAUUCUGUUCUCAGAUUGGAGUAUUUCACAGAGACACUGGUUAUUUAAACACACAAGGAAACAGUCCAGAGCUGGAGCCCGCAGUAUAUAGACUGCUGUACAAGGUGGUCUACCCAAGCCUGUGUGACAACAACAUUUUUCAGAGGACUCUGGUUAGCGAAGUCCUCUACAGGGCAGAGAAGCUGAAAAAUGAGUGGCUGGAGGAGAGAAAUUGUGUGCAUUGUGAUUCCACUAGAUGCGAACACACUCGAGCAUCAGAGGCAGUGAGGCAGGACAGAGAAGAUGAAAUGUACAAGCAAGGUAGUUGGGUGUGUGUGCCACUACUGCUUGUGUGGACUGAUGUCUCAGUAAGAUCUAUGUGUGGGAAUGUUCAGAGUCUCAGGGAAGCACUGCUGGGGGACUCACAAGUGCAGCUAGAUGCUGGUGGUGAGGCCAUUAUGCUGGCUGAUAAUCUGGAUGAGACUGAGGAGACAGAUGAAGAGGAAAACGAUGAGGAUCAGAAUGCAAUAUGUGCAUUAAGGACUGUGAAUGAGAAUGUAGAAGAGGACUGGGAAAGUGAGCUAAGGUGAGGUCUGACUGUCCGUGACAAAAGGACUGCAUAUGUAUAUGAAGAUGUACAGACACACCCCCAAAUCAUAAAAAAGAUGGGGCAAUAUGGAUGCUAAUAAAAACACUGUUUCUUACA